This is a messenger RNA of Anoplophora glabripennis (Asian longhorned beetle), 1144 nucleotides long. RefSeq lists its product as uncharacterized. The record is from RefSeq and is a predicted model, not a curated record. The transcript is spliced from 3 exons. Lineage: Eukaryota; Metazoa; Arthropoda; Insecta; Coleoptera; Cerambycidae. The coding region runs from base 79 to 1023 and encodes 314 amino acids. Gene Ontology annotation, biological process: transmembrane transport. Gene Ontology annotation, molecular function: transmembrane transporter activity.
UUGAGUGAUACAAACGGAAGGAAACAUAUAGUGCUAUGGUGCAUUGCUUUAUCUUUUAUAGGGAAUAUUUUAACGUAUAUGAGUAAAUCAGUAUCAUUACUAUUUUUUGCUAGGACAUUAUGUGCAUUUGGGAGCCCAAUGCAGACUUUACUUAGGACAACUAUAACCGAUGUGAUGCCUGAUUCCGACAGCAUAAUUUCGAAUAAAAUUGGCGCUGUUUUAUCAAUAUGUUUUAUGAGUGGAGCUUUAAUAAGCGGGUUUUUAAGUGAAUACUCCUAUGGUGUUAAUUUGGUAUUUUUACUAAUAUCUAUAAAUUUGGCACUAAGUUUUCUUAUAACUAAAACAUUACCAGAGGAAAGAUCCAAACCAAAGGAUAAAAAACAGGCAACCAAUAGCAAUAGUUUGGAAAAAUUUCAAAUAAUUUUCAGAAGCAUGAAACAUUUAGAAUGGUCGCAUUAUUGGGAACUUUUUAUAAUCAAAGGAUUUUUGGAGUUUAGUUAUGGACUAAUGCAAAUAAAUAUGGGAUUAGUGUUAUUAAAUCAUUUUAAAAUAGAUGGAAGAUACUUGGGAUACAAUUUCUGCCUAAUCGGAGUUGUAUCCAUAAUUACAAAUCUAGUAUUUGUAAAAUUAAAUAACACAUAUUACAAAAAAGAUAAAGGUUAUUUAAGAAUUCUUCAUGGAUGUUCUUUGUUAGCAUUAAGUUAUUUAGGACUUGGAAUGUCUUCAGUUUACUUUAUAUUUUUAUGCUUUAUGAUCACAAUGGUUGUAUCAAGAACACUUUUGGAUUCAACAUUAUUUGAGUUACUGAACAAUACAGUUAAUGAAAGUGAAAAGGGUAGAAUAAUAAGCUUGUUUGAUGGUGUACUCUCUUUAUCGGAAUUAAUAUCACCAAUUUUUUCCAGCAUAUUAGUAACCCUCUAUGGAGAAAAAUUUACUCUUCUCUUGUGUUCCAUCCCUGCAACUGCAGGAAUUGUAAUUGCAUAUUUAAAAAAAUAUGAUAAUAUUAAAGUAAAUAGAGAAUAAGUAAAUAAUCUAAAGUUUUAGUAAACUAAAUUUGUACUUAUUGCAUUUAUAAUUUGUGGCUAAUAAAACUCAAGGUUAUUUAUUAAAUAAAUUACUUAUAUGUAACAGUCUACGACAAAAU